UUUGUUUAGCAAUGGUGGUUUCUUCCGCGGUAGGCGCCGUGUUUUCUUUCCUGCUGAUUGUUGUUCUUAGUUUUCAAACAGAUGCUGAAUUUACAGACAAUUUGCAUCGUCAUAAAGUAGAUGCAGUCGAAAUGUUAAGAAACCUUAGAUUAUACGAGGUUAUUAAACCUUACAGACAAGAGGGACAAGUCAAACGUGACGAUUGGACCAACAUCUCAUUUGGCACUCUUCAAGAUGCAAUUAUUGUAUUUCCUGGUAGAAAAAAGCAUUUCGUCGUGGAUAUAUCUCUCAACAAGGAUUUGUUCGCUCGGAACUUUCAAGAAUUUCAUUUUUCCAAAGAUGAAUCUGCAUUUGAACAAAAGACUCCUCAAGUGAAUUGUUUUUACCAAGGAACGGUAAAUGGAGAAGAAAACUCGGCAGUUUCUUUGAGCAUUUGUAAUAAUGGAAUAGAAGGAGUUAUCAGAACAGAUGAUGGUACAUUUUUUAUCCAACCGUUAAAGUCUCAUGAUGGACAAAUAUCAGACGAACAUGCGAUGUUCAAUGCUGAGGAUGUUGAUGAGAAACCAAGGACUUGCGGCCACACUUCUCGCAUGACACAACCGAAAGAAGAAUUUAAUAUGAAAAUAUCAACCAAUUGGAAGAAAAGGUUUCGAAGAAAUGUCCUAUCUGAGACAAAAUAUGUGGAAUUGUUCAUCAUCAAUGAUAAGGAACAGCACAGAAGGUACGGAGAAAACACCGGACUAAGAGCUAAAUCACUGGCCAAUCACCUCGAUUCUAUAUACCGUCGCAGGAAUAUCAGGGUGGCCCUGGUGCGAGUGGAGACAUGGAGGGACCAAGAUCGCAUUACAGUUGACAAAAAUGUGUCGAAAACGUUUAAUAAUUUUUUGUCGUACACGAGAAAGAAUGUUGACAAAUUCAAAGGAAAACAUUUCGACAACGUCCAACUUAUCAGCGGUGUGGAUUUCCUUGGUCCUUCGUUUGGUUUUGCUGCAAUAAACUCUAUUUGUGGAUCAAAAUCUGCCGCAGUUGUGCAAGACCACAGUGCACAUGCUGCUUUAACAGCCAGCACUAUGGCACAUGUGCUGGGGCAUAAUCUUGGUAUGGUUCACGAUAGUACUGAUUGCGAAUGUCCUGAUUCUGAUGGUGAAUGUAUUAUGAGUUCAUUUUCAACUAAGGCUGCUACGAGAUUUUCAUCAUGCAGUUUACUUCAACUGGAAGAUACUUUGGAGAAAGGAUAUGGAACAUGUUUGUUUAAUGAGCCGAAGAAGCUUUUCGGUGACGCGAUUUGUGGCAAUGGCUUUGUCGAGGAAGGUGAAGAAUGUGAUUGUGGAACAGAAGAGGAGUGCGAUUAUUUUAAAAACAAAUGUUGUAAUGCGUCAUCAUGCAUGCUUCUCCCUGGAGCUUUGUGCAGUCAUGGAGAAUGUUGUGAGAAGGAUUGCAAGUUUAGCUCAAGAGGAAAGUUAUGUCGUGAAACACAUGAUGAUUGUGAUCUUCCAGAAUAUUGCACAGGAGAUACUGGGAUGUGUCCCCAGGAUUAUCAUGUGCAGAACGGUGUAAAUUGCAGUGAGCAUAAUGGCUACUGUUAUGGAGGCGUUUGUCGUAAUAUUGAACUACAGUGUCAAAAUAUCUUCGGGAAUGGUACAACAGCUGGUAAAGAAGCGUGUUUCUGGCGAAAUUCUGCAGGAACGCGAUUCCAUCAUUGCCACAAUGAAACACAUAAAUAUUUCGCUUGCCCUAAAGGUGAUGUGAGAUGUGGUAAAAUUCAUUGCUUAUCAAACAGAAGAAACCACCUACCAAAAAAAGGCCAAGACCGAGGUGCUUUUUGGAUUUCUUUCGAUUCGAAAACUUAUUGCAUUACUCCACUUUUAACGUGGGGAGACGGGCUUGAUCCAACAUACGUUGAUGAUGGAACUAAAUGUGGUGAAGGAAAAAUGUGUAUGAAAAGCAGAUGCGUUUCUGUUGAAGAGGCGAUUCAAAUUUCUCCGCAAAAAAAUUGUACCAAUAAUUGUUCAGGAAACGGGGUAUGCAACAACAACGGAAACUGUCAUUGCAACAAUGGUUACGCGUGUCCGGACUGCAAAACACGUGGAUCAGAUCUUGGUGGAAGUAUAGAUAGCGGACAAGGCUGUCAAACGUCAAGCCAUAAAAAUCAAACAUAUCCAUCAAUAUCAACCACACAAAAUAAUAAUCCUCAUGCAGCCGGAACUCGAAAAGAUCAAGACACUGCCAAAACUUUUGUGCCCAUUGUUUUGGUUGUUUGGCUUAGCUAUUAUACCUAGGACAAUUUAUAGAAAACUCAACUACUUAGUUAAAAGUGUGUGCGCACAUCUACAUGUAAAUGAAAGUCGAAUGAUCCUGUUGCUAAUACAAUAAAAAGUGAAUAUACUACAGAAUCAGACUGAAGCAUCAGAAAUGUAUGGGACGAUGUCAGCUAUUAACGUUGCAAUAGCAUAGAAUUUUUUACUUCAACGAGAAACCCUCUUCAAAUCUAGUAGUACUAACUACGUUUGGGGAUUUUUGUUUUGUACUCACGUUUCAUUAAUUAAUUGUUGUCAAGAUAUAUUCUUUUACUUACACUAUAUUAUGCAUUUUGAGACUCAAUUAACGAGAUGAUCACUGAAUGUUUUGAACAGUUCUAAUUACCCCUACUUCGAAGUAUAUAAGGACAGCUAAAACACAACAUUAUUGAUAUCAUGCGCAA
Molecule: messenger RNA, 2701 nt
Organism: Dendronephthya gigantea
Lineage: Eukaryota; Metazoa; Cnidaria; Anthozoa; Malacalcyonacea; Nephtheidae
Product: zinc metalloproteinase-disintegrin-like batroxstatin-3
Exons: 28
Coding region: 12-2279 (755 amino acids)
Biological process (GO): proteolysis
Molecular function (GO): metalloendopeptidase activity
Source: RefSeq, a predicted model, not a curated record